Anolis sagrei ordinatus is the source of this 2724-nucleotide messenger RNA. Lineage: Eukaryota; Metazoa; Chordata; Lepidosauria; Squamata; Anolidae. The record is from RefSeq and is a predicted model, not a curated record.
GGGAGCGGAAGCUGCCGCGCUCGAAGUUGAAGGGAAGGACGGUCACUAUGGAAACGGGGCCUAGUGCCUCUCUCUGCAGCCUGGAUCCUGGGCCUGUAGGCCUCACCCGUUCGUGGCCCGAAUGCGAGCGAUUUCCGCCGCCUUUGCCGCGCUCGGAGCCCUAAGGAAUUGGCAGUUCUCUUAUCAUGCCUCCUGGGAAGCCAGGGAAUAGAGACUCCUUGGUUCUGCAGUGUGAAUGGGCGAUGUGCAGCUUUGUGGCGUCACAGAUGGAAGAGUUCUGUGAACAUGUGUCCAAGCACUUGAAGCAGCACCUUCAUGGUGAAGACGAGGAAGAUGACAUGGAUUCACUUGAAGAAUACUCUUGCCUUUGGCAGGAAUGUGGGUUCUGCUCUCCAGAAAAUCCUGCGGAGCUGGUCCGCCAUGUUUACUUCCACUGUUACCACACUAAAUUGAAGCAGUGGGGCCUGCAAGCCUUGCAGAGCCAGUCAGACCUGACCCCCUGCCAGCUGGACUUCCAGAGCCGGAACAUCAUCCCUGAAAUUCAGGAGAACUUCCUCUGCCUAUGGGAAUAUUGUGAGCGAGCGUUCGAUAACCCUGAGUGGUUCUACCGGCAUGUAGAGGACCACAGUUUCUGCACAGAGUACAAGGCCAUCGGAAAAGAAAAUCACAUGGUCUUCUGUGGCUGGAAAGACUGCGACUGCACCUUCAAGGGCCGGUGCAAGCUGCGUGAGCAUCUGCGCAGCCAUACACAGGAGAAGGUGGUGGCUUGUCCUACCUGCGGUGGGAUGUUCUCCAACAACACCAAGUUCUUUGACCACCUCCGCCGACAGACGGCUUUGGAACAACAGCGUUUCCAGUGUUCCCACUGUUCUAAGAGGUUCGCCACAGAGAGGUUGUUGCGGGAUCACAUGAGGAACCAUGUCAACCACUACAAGUGUCCAUUGUGUGACAUGACCUGCCCUCUGCCCUCCUCCUUGCGCAACCACAUCCGCUUCCGGCACAGUGAGGAGCGGCCCUUCAAGUGCAGUUACUGCGACCACAGCUGUAAGAAUCUCAUUGAUUUACGGAAACACUUGGAUACGCACAACAAAGACCCCACUUACCGCUGCGAGUUUGAGUCCUGCAGCUUCAGCGCCCGGUCCCUCUGCUCCAUCAAGCUGCACUACAAGAAGGUCCAUGAGGGUGACUCUGAGCCCCGCUACAAAUGUCACAUCUGCGGCAAAUGCUUCACCCGCGGGAACAACCUUACGGUGCAUCUGAGGAAAAAGCAUCAGUUCAAAUGGCCUUCGGGACACCCUCGUUUCAGGUACAAGGAGCAUGACGAUGGCUACAUGCGUCUUCAGCUGGUGCGCUACGAAAGUGUAGAGCUGACGGAGCAGCUGCUGAAGGACCGGGAGAAGCAAGGGGAGAUGCUGGAGGAGGAGGCUGCUCAGUGCAUGGUGCUGGCGGGGGCUGAGGGCAGCCUGCAGGGCAUCAUCCUCGAACCGUCAUUGGCAGAAGAGGAGGCCGGGGUGGAGGACUUGUGCAUGGCCAUGCCCCCGCAACAAGAUGGUGGCGGCAAUGCCUCCUCCCCAGAUCGUGAGCACAAAGCGCCACCGAGUCCCAUCAUCCGUGUGGUGAGCCGUACCAACGAACGCGGGGAGAGUGAAACCGUCUACUACGUCUUAGCCAACGCUUCCUCUGAGAACCGAACAGAAGGGCCAACCCCGGGAUCGGCCCCUGAGCCAGAAGAGAACGUGAUGGACAGACUCCAGAAGACAGCAGAGGAGCUGGGCAUUCAGAUCGUAUGAGGCUCUUCUCGGGCCACUUGCUCCUUGUUCUUUUGCUUCCUUGUUUUCCCAGUUACUGGUGCUAUCUAGGAAAGAGGAAGGGGCUUUGCUUUUGCAAGACAGCACUCUGUGGGCCCCAAGCUCCACAUAAGGUUUCCUUCCCUGUCUCUGUUUACACCCUUUAAUGCAGGCAUGGGCAAACAGUUGGUGGGCUGUUAGGAAUUGUGAGAGUCGAAAUCCAAAACCCCUGGAGGGUUGAAGUUUUCCCAGGCCUGUUUUAAUGGUAGAAAGGAAAAUGAAGGUCCUAUUCCAAUGGUGCUCAGUGUGGAAAGCAAGGACUGGUUCGCCAAUCGGAGACAUUGAGGACACUUGUUGCAGCCGAUAGUGCUGAGGGACAUAAAUACUUCCCCAUUGCAAGAAAGGGUUUUUGUUUCCUGCCACGUCCCCUUCCUUGCCUUAAGCUCCACAGUCAGAAAUGCUUCCUCCUCUUCGGGUCCAUUCCUAAAUGCCCCUAAACUCUGUUGUACUUUUUUAAAUCCUUUAACCAGUCUCUAACCAGUUCUGCAUCUUCCAUCUCUGCUUCUUCCAUCCUCGUUGAACAACUGACAUCCUAAGAUACGCGUUUGAACCCUGGCGUCUUUUGUCUCCGAGGGCAAAGGACGCAGGUCUUUGACAGUCUGUUUUUCCCCCCAUGCCACGGCUUAUUACUGCCUUGCUGUUUUUGCUUGUGGCUGGAUUGCCUCCUUGCCCUUCUUUGCAUUCUUCAUAGGCAGAGCCCUUUUUGGCUUCUCUUGCCUUGCCCAAGACGGGCAAGAAGGGGCUCCCUCAAGACGAAGGGGAAGAAAGGACUUUAAUACUUGCCAAUGGGGUCUUUCCCCCACAUUGGGGGCCCCUCCACUUCCUGCCUUGAAAAGUUUGUGCUAAGACAAAACGACAAUAAAAAAGCAAACCACAA